Dentiscutata erythropus is the source of this 522-nucleotide messenger RNA. NCBI's taxonomy places the organism in Eukaryota, Fungi, Glomeromycota, Glomeromycetes, Diversisporales, Gigasporaceae. The record is from the annotation of a GenBank genome assembly.
AUGCGACUAGUGCAUGCACUAGCUGCCAAAAGAGACGCGUUAGAUGCUCUGGAACCAUUCCCUCCUGGUAAAAAGCGUGGUCCAAAACCAAAUAAACCGAUGGCCGAUGCAACUUUAUUUACUCAAAAACAAGAAUAUGAUACUGGCCCAUCUGGCCCAUACGUGGACGAUAAUCAACGAUUGUGUAAUGGGAUCAUAAAUUCUAUGCAAAUAAAUGUUCGUACUACAUCAACCGAAUAUUUGAAUUAUUUAAAUCAAGAACAACUAUAUAAUAGUGGUACUAUUGCCCAAGAAAUUAUCGAUCCUUUUCAAGUUGGUAAUGCUAUGAUAAAUAGCCAGAAUGCUGGGUUUAAUCAUGAACCCAUUAUGAUACUACCUAGGUUAUAUUCUUUUGUCCCUUUUAUUUUAGAAGGUCGUUUAGAACAUUCCGAGUAUCAGCAUGAUAAUUUAAGCCUAGCAUACAAUAGUGAUAAUAGCUACGUAGCUCUUAAUUUCAAUCCUAAUAGAGGACAUUCCUACUAA